UGGACCUUUUCCAAGUGUUUAGCAUGUCUUUUGUUUCGCAUUAGCCAGUUGUUUGUCAAACGGAGGAGAGAGUUGAGCUUCAAGACUCGAGAGAUUGACGGUCACAACAAUUCCAUUGAAGGCAUUGUCUCUUGUCCCCAAGUGUUUUCCUUUCCAUUUUGUUCAUUUUGUCCCACUCAGUCCCUAUUUGCUCCCGUUGAGAGGCACUGAAAGGCCGUGAAGUGAGAGCCUUCAAGGCUGACAAAGACAGGUAUUGAAGGACCUACAGCUGAUUGUGUGAAUCAAAAUGACGAUCGAGGCUGGAGAAGUGAUCCUACGAUCCGAACCUUUUUGUGCCAUCCUGGAAGGACAAGCUGUCCAAAGCCAUUGCUCGUUCUGUUUCUUUCGCAUUGAGAGCGAUGAAUUGCUCAAAUGUUCCGCUUGUCGUGUGACUCGUUAUUGUGAUGAAGAGUGCAAGCUCCAGGAUGUCGAGUCUCAUCAAGAUGAGUGCUCGAUCUUGGCAGAGAAUCCUGAUAUUUGUGAUAGUGUUCGAAUGGUGGUAAAGCUUAUCCUGAAGCUAGAUCGAAACAAGGAGUGCGGAGUUGACAAUGCCGAAGUGUAUUCCGGAGGAACGCGGUCAUUUGAAGAUCUCAUGAGUCACAAAGAACAUCUUUCGCAAGAAGGGGAGAACUUUACCCUGAUCCAAAAGUUCCAUCGCGUCAUGUCAGGUCUUUUAGGCCCCAAGGCACCGAACUUUGAAACGUUUCUAGAAAUUUAUGGACGCCUGAUCAUCAAUGGUUUCGAGAUCUGUGACGGCAAUCAGAGUAUCAAAGGCUGGGGUCUUUAUUUGGCCCCCUCAAUCUUGGACCACUCUUGUGCACCCAAUGCCACUGUCUCAUUUUUGGGGCGAACAAUAUUUGUGAGGACCUUGGUGGACAUGGAGAGUCCUCUCAAGUGGAACGAGGUCAGAAUUUCAUAUAUUGAUCUCAUGGAAACCUCAGAGAUGAGACAAAAGAAGUUGUUGGAACAAUAUCAAUUCCAUUGUGAUUGCCCACGUUGUGUCUCCUCAACACGUCAACUUAUGUUCAAAACCGAAGGAUCGAAGCCUUGUUUACCCAAGAGCGAGGCCCUUUUGUAUUGCAUGAGAUGUCAACAUUGUUCAGGAAGGCCUGUCUACAUUGGCCCACCCGAACCUGACCUCAGCAUGGCGUCCAUUAGCAAUAACAACAACAACAACCACUGCCCAAAUAUCUGCCAAAAUUGUGAGCAACCACCCUCAAUGGAACACUUGAAGAAAUACUACCAGAUUUAUGAAAAAGUGGAUCACGCAUUGGAACGCGAUGAACGAUUGUCAACUAAAGAGCUUGCAUCCUUCUUCAGCGAAAUGACAGGUCUGUUCUACCCUCAACAUCGUCUGAUGGUACGGAUUGCCGAGAAUCUCUUUGAGGCUAAUUUCCGAUUUGGCGAAACCCUGCCAGCCUUCGAGUACGGAUCCGUUUGUGACAAGGCCUAUCAAGAGUAUGGAGCUCAUGGGCCACGCUAUCUUGGAUCAUUCUAUUCAAGAUGGGCUCUAGUUUUGGAGAGAAUGGGCAAAGCCAAACAAGCAAUCGAGGUCAACCAGAAGGCCUUGAAUAUUCUUCAGGGUUCACACGGACGCACGCACUCUAUGUGGAUUCGAACCAAAGCUAGGGUUGACCAAUUGUUGCAGAAUAAAUAAAAGCUUACAGAAACAGGGUCGUGCCUCUUAUUUAAAAAGAAAACAGGGCGCAACUAAUAAUUUUGUGUAC
This is a messenger RNA of Tigriopus californicus, 1766 nucleotides long. RefSeq lists its product as uncharacterized. The transcript is spliced from 5 exons. The coding region runs from base 287 to 1696 and encodes 469 amino acids. The record is from RefSeq and is a predicted model, not a curated record. Gene Ontology annotation, molecular function: protein binding. Gene Ontology annotation, cellular component: nucleus. Lineage: Eukaryota; Metazoa; Arthropoda; Copepoda; Harpacticoida; Harpacticidae.